This is a messenger RNA of Myxocyprinus asiaticus (Chinese sucker), 2865 nucleotides long. RefSeq names its product transcription cofactor vestigial-like protein 4. Bases 265 to 1119 code for a protein of 284 amino acids. Gene Ontology annotation, molecular function: transcription coactivator binding. Gene Ontology annotation, biological process: negative regulation of DNA-templated transcription. The transcript is spliced from 5 exons. The record is from RefSeq and is a predicted model, not a curated record. NCBI's taxonomy places the organism in Eukaryota, Metazoa, Chordata, Actinopteri, Cypriniformes, Catostomidae.
UCAUAGGCUGCGUGUCAGUGCAGUCGACUUACAGCGGGCUGUGAGGAGAACUGUCGCGACCCCCUUUGUCCUCAAAUACAACUCUUUUCACACGCGAAAACUCCUUAAAGUCACGUUAAAGUACUUCUACUCGUUUUGGUACUUAACCUGGUCGGGUUAUAUUAGUUUUAUAUCGCUCUGUGUGAAGUUAAAGGCUGGGCCUUUUUACGCGCUCCGGACGAGAGAAAAAGACAAGCUGCUCUUUCUGCGAUUAAAAGUCCAUAAAUGCUUUUUACCAACAUGGACCUGUUGAACUACCAGUACUUGGACAAAAUGAACAACAACAUUGGCAUUCUGUGCUAUGACGGUGAGGCUGCUCUAAGGAGUGAGUCCAGAAUGCCAUCCAUGUCUCUGUCCUCUGCAGUCAGCAAUCACAGGACAGGACCUCCUCCCAUCAGCCCGAGCAAGAGAAAACACGGCGGGGACCAAGCAGACGACGACAUCGACUGUAACAGCGAUCAUGUGGCCAAGAUGAGCCGGCUGUUUGCUGCACAGUUAGGCAAGCCUGCCAACGGGGACUACCGCAAGGACCCCCGGGAUCGCAGCCGCAGUCCCAUCGAGCGCAUCACUGCCCCCACCAUGAGUCUUGUUGGUGGUCACCUCUACGCCCACAUGCCCAACCUGGCCAUGGACCAGCCUCUCGCACUGACCAAAAAUGUGGACACUACCCGCACUAUCGCCAUCUCACCUACUGUCAGCCCUGUUGAGCGCCAACAGAAUCGGCCCUCUGUGAUCACAUGUGCCCCAGCGAACAAUCGUAACUGUAACCUUUCCCACUGCACCGUGUCUCACAACGGCUGCUCACCCACUUCAAACUAUCGGAGAGCCUCCAACUCUAACACAGCCUGUGACCCUGUGAUCGAGGAGCAUUUCCGUCGCAGUCUGGGCAAGAACUACAAGGAGCCAGAGCCCGUAACAAACUCCGUGUCUAUCACAGGCUCAGUGGACGACCACUUCGCCAAGGCGCUGGGUGAGACAUGGCUGCAGAUCAAGGCCAAGGGCAGCUCGACUGGUAGCCCAGACUCCUCCCCUAACAGCCACAUGGUCAACCAUAAUCACUCCCCUUCCCUCGUGUCUUGAAAAAAAGGACCAGCUCACCAUAGUCCCAGUCUCUUCCAGCGUGCUUCAACUCUCAAAGCAACCAUGCAUGUUUCAGCACUGCUCAUGUAUAGCUAUGUACAUAAGACGCACAAUGAGGAUGUGCUUGUUUUAACAUUGUUUUUUUUGUGCUAUUGUUUUCUUUUGAAUCAUUUUCUUUCAAGUAUGCUAGUAUACUUUUAGCUUAGCGGUUGUAUUAUGGGAUGCCCAUACCUUUUAUGAAAAACAGCAAUGUUGUGCAGAAAGCUUUUUGGGUUUUUAGGUUAUAACUCAACCAGCAUCCAACAAACUAACCAUCUGCCUCAGAUACCAAAGAAACCUCUGAUGCAAACCUGUUCCCCAAAAUCCAUUCUUCCAUUGCACCCUGCUCUUUCAUUUUCUUUUUAGAUUUACUUUCUGGUUGUCUCACAUCACAGUCUUUUGUUCAUCAUGUUCUCUCCCGAUUGUACCCUGAAUCUGUAUGUGUAUACUUGAAAAGGAAGGUCUGGUCUGAUUUUGCACUUUCAAUGGAUUGAGUGUCAGUUUGGUGUUGGAUACACGUUUGGAUGUUAAAAAAAAAUGUAUAAGAGGGUGAACUGCUGAUAUAUGUGGGAAGUGAUUUGGCUUACAUCACUUUGGAAAUGUUCGUAAUGGGGAGGGAACCCGUUUUUGGUCACUACAUCUAGCUUCAGACAAUUCUCUCUAUUGUGCUGACAACUGGACUGCAUCAAACAUGGGCAUUUUUUGUCGUAUUUGGAUUAGUUUUUUCUUCCCAGGCACUGUGGUUUUAGUAGAGUAGGUAAGGUUUUGAGGGUAAACUAGUGCUUACCGCUGCAUGUUUCUAAAAAAAACAAAAAAAAAAAUAGCUGGUAUCUAUUAUUGUGUAGACAUUUCAAUCGUAAUAAUUUUAGCCUUUUUGUGAGAUUUUAUUUUUGUCAGUAACAGUUCUAGAUAAACUUACUGCUGGUACAGUUGUACUCCCAUAUUAUUAUUAUUAUUAUUAUUAUUAUUUCUAUUCAAUAUGCAUUGUGGUAGCUGCCAGAUACAAAAUAAAACAGCCUCCGGACAGGCCAUCUAUAUAUUAACAGUCGAAUUUAUAUUUUAUUAAUCUCGUGGUACAGGACGCUAUCGCUUUUUGCAUGACUGAAUAAGAAAGCAUUAGCAGCUAUGGACCGGUCAACUGUAGUGCUGACAAUCUGCCGAAAACGUCAAGCAAAUUUUAUUUUGUUUUUGAUCUUACUCUUAAUUCUGCAUUGUAGCGUUUAGCAGCAGCUGCCGUAAAGGACUGUUAUCGAACAAUCUGCCUGUACCGAGACAAAAUACAUUCCUCCAAUAGGGAACUGCAUACAGGUGUCGUACUUUCUAACGAUUUCAAUAUAGCGAAUAUCUAGAAACUGACAAGAGGUUGCAGAUACAGGAGACACUUGGAUCUUAAGCUUGUCCUUACAUUCCAUCGGCGCAGUUUAGCUAUUGGAUAUGACGAAAUUUUAAAACGAGAAAUGAAAAGCCAGACAGCCAUCAAUCUCAACAGAUGCUAUCUUUUCAAAAGUAUUUCUUCACAAAUUGACAAAUCUGUUUCACCCUGUGCUCUUUUUGGAUGAAUUUGCCACAAAGUUGUUGUAUCCUAUUACAACAGACCUUUAGGAUACAUGGGGCGGUGAUUUUGGGGAGAAAAUAUCUUGAAGUCGAUUUUAUAUAUAUAUAUAUAUAUAUAUGUAUAUGUGUGUAUAUAUAUAUAUAUAUAUGUAU